GUAGCACCCCUCCCCUCCGCAUACCCCCACCCCCACCCCACCCCACCCCGCACCAACCUCGCGGAAGGCCGACGACCAGACCAGACCAAACCCUAGACGAUCCAUCCAGCCUCCGAUCCCCUCCCCCCUCCCCGCGAUCUCUAUAAAACUCGGCGGAUUUCGAACCCAGCCUCCACCGCGGGAAAUCACGCCCACGCCACCGCCUCCUCCUCCCUCGCCGGGGGCCGGGGCCAGCGGCGGCCGUUUCCGGGGGCCGGUGGAUGGCGGAGGCGGCGCUGGAGGGGAGCCAGCCGGUGGAUCUGUCCAAGCACCCCUCCGGCAUCGUCCCCACGCUCCAGAAUAUUGUGUCGACGGUCAACCUGGACUGUAAAUUGGACCUCAAAGCUAUAGCUCUCCAGGCACGCAAUGCAGAGUAUAACCCCAAGCGUUUUGCUGCGGUUAUCAUGCGGAUAAGAGAACCAAAAACUACCGCAUUGAUAUUUGCCUCAGGAAAAAUGGUUUGCACUGGAGCAAAAAGCGAACAGCAAUCUAAGCUCGCAGCCAGAAAGUAUGCUCGUAUAAUCCAGAAGCUUGGCUUUCCUGCAAAAUUCAAGGACUUCAAGAUCCAGAAUAUAGUUGCCUCUUGUGAUGUCAAAUUCCCUAUCAGGCUUGAGGGCCUCGCAUAUUCUCAUGGUGCUUUCUCAAGUUAUGAGCCAGAGCUAUUUCCUGGUCUGAUUUACCGGAUGAGGCAGCCGAAGAUUGUCCUCUUAAUUUUUGUUUCAGGCAAGAUUGUUCUGACCGGAGCAAAGGUGACUUUGGAAGUAAGCAGAAUUGGAGAUAUUGUUGCUUGCUGCCUGCUCCAACCUCGCAAAGAGUCUAUAAGGCAUAGCCCGUCUUCCUUCCGGUGGAACCUAUAUAUAUAUAUAUAUAUAUACUGUCCAUCAGAUUAGGAGCACCUGGUGUCGUAACCGACUAGGGUCUUCUUUUUGUGAUGGAUCAUGGUUGAUCAUCGCAGGUCUAUUAUGUUGUCGUUCCUCACUUGAAGCACUCUGUGGAAGUCGAGUAAAACCCAAGCAAAUUUUGCUCCUGGAUUUCUAAAGCCUUUUCUUUCUCCUGAUGAUGGAAAAAAAGGCCCGCUGAUGUAUAUCUACUUGUAGACGCGUUGCGCCCUGUUAAAAGGAGGGCUUUUAUGUCAAUCCAAAUAGCAAGAUUUCGUAUGUGUUUUUCCAUCCCUUUGUUGUUAUCUCAAACCAUGUCAUUUCUGUAAGAACAUUGUGAAUCGGACAUUUAACAUCUGCCGAAAAAAUCUGUAA
Messenger RNA from Hordeum vulgare subsp. vulgare (domesticated barley), 1292 nucleotides. RefSeq names its product TATA-box-binding protein 2-like. Gene Ontology annotation, biological process: DNA-templated transcription initiation. Gene Ontology annotation, molecular function: DNA binding; RNA polymerase II general transcription initiation factor activity. The record is from RefSeq and is a predicted model, not a curated record. NCBI's taxonomy places the organism in Eukaryota, Viridiplantae, Streptophyta, Magnoliopsida, Poales, Poaceae. The transcript has 8 exons. The coding region runs from base 261 to 929 and encodes 222 amino acids.